Fomitopsis serialis is the source of this 1706-nucleotide messenger RNA. Its product is annotated as WD40-repeat-containing domain protein. The record is from RefSeq and is a predicted model, not a curated record. NCBI's taxonomy places the organism in Eukaryota, Fungi, Basidiomycota, Agaricomycetes, Polyporales, Fomitopsidaceae. Gene Ontology annotation, molecular function: phosphatidylinositol-3-phosphate binding; protein binding; phosphatidylinositol-3,5-bisphosphate binding. The transcript has 7 exons. Gene Ontology annotation, cellular component: extrinsic component of membrane; phagophore assembly site membrane; fungal-type vacuole membrane. Bases 37 to 1239 code for a protein of 400 amino acids. Gene Ontology annotation, biological process: autophagy of mitochondrion; nucleophagy; protein lipidation.
AGCUCGUCCCUUACCUCCCCAACCUUCCGGCCCCUCAUGGCUGAACGCGUGAACUCGAACAUGCUGUUCGCCAAUUUCAACCAGGACUUUACAUGCAUCUCCGUCGGGACGCGGAAAGGCUACAGCAUCACGAACGUGGACCCAUUUGGCCGUGUAUACACCAAGAAUGACGGAGCGAGGGGGAUAGUGGAGAUGUUGUUCUGCACGUCGCUGCUUGCGCUCGUCGGUGCGGCAGACCAUCCACAGUCUAGUCCUCGUAAACUGCAGAUCGUGAACACGAAGCGGCAAUCCAUGAUAUGCGAACUGCUCUUCCCCUCCUCCAUCCUUUCCGUCAAGAUGAACCGCAAGACGCUCGUCAUCGUCCUCGAAGUAGAGAUCUACAUUUACGACAUCUCGAAUAUGCGGCUUAUGCACGUUAUAGAGACGACCCCGAACCCAGACGCCAUCAUCGCGCUCUCCCCAUCCUCCGACAACUCCUACCUCGCAUACCCUUCGCCCGUCCCCUCACCCACGUCGCCCCUCGCGCAGCCGUCCGCGCAGCCCGCGUCGCCUACGCCCCCGGGCCAGCAGACCGGCGACGUGCUCCUGUUCUCGACGCGCUCGCUGACGGUCGCGAACGUCAUCCAGGCGCACAAGUCGCCCAUCUCCUUCCUCGCGAUCAACUCGACCGGCACACUGCUCGCGACCGCGUCCGACAAGGGCACCGUCAUCCGCGUGUGGAGCAUACCCGGCGCGGAGAAGCUCUACCAGUUCCGCAGGGGCACGCGCGAGACGAGGAUACACUCCAUGAGCUUCAACCUCGUGUCGACGCUGCUCGCAGUCAGCUCCGCACACGACACAGUGCACAUCUUCAAGCUCGGCCAGCAGAAGGGCGCUCCGGGCAGUCUGAAGACGCCGUCCAGUCCAUCGGAGUCGGUGGAUAGUCGGGAGGGGCAGCUGGAUGGAGGCUAUGAUGCGUACGUCGAUAAGAAAAGGAACGGGGGUGUCUCGUCAAGCCUGCGUCGCGGGUCGGCACGGUUGACGAAGAACCUCACGUCCUCCGUCGGCGGCUACCUUCCAAACACCCUGACGGAGAUGUGGGAGCCAUCGCGGGACUUUGCGUUCCUGCGGCUACCCACGAGCGGCGCGCGGUGUGUCGUUGCUCUGAGCGGGACAAUGCCGCAAGUCAUGGUUAUCUCCUCAGAAGGCUAUUUCUACUCAUAUAGCAUCGAUCUGGAGAACGGCGGGGAUGCUCACUAAUGAAGCAAUACAAGUGCGCCUUCGAUCGUCAUCGCUCACACCAUCGACUGACUCGCCGUCUAGCCUUCUCGACUCCAAUGACGAGGCGAAUGAUUGAUCGGAUGUGGCUUAUUCUAAAGGAUGAGGAUGCCUUCUUACGAGGUGUUAUGUUGUUGGGAUCGUCCCGACUUGCGUAGUCCAUCUCGACAUGAGAGUCGGCUGCCGCGGUUUUCUGUCUGACACGAUCAUGAUAUGUCGGGUGUUCGGGACUGUGUACAGUAUGCUCUGGUUAGUUGUCGUGCGGUGUUCGCACGCGGUAUGCUAUGAUUUGUUUAUGUCGUUCCGGCUGGUGACGGGUUACAGUAAGCAUGAAGAUGAGUGAAGCCUGUGUAAUUGUGUAGUUAAUGAAUUCCGAUCGUUGAUACUCCGCCUCAUAGUUGAUCCCCCCGCAAUCUUACAUUACACAUUAUCAGGACAUGUUAUGCAUU